AUGCCUGAGGGAAGAGAGUCACCACCCCCCGAGCGCCAAACUGGCAAACAGUUGCAUGACCCGCCUGCUGAGGGAUUCGGCACAAAAGAGGUUGGCAACAAGGGCGAAUCGAUGAAGUCUGAACUAAAGGGCCUUUCAUCGAACCCCAAAGGUCCAUUGGAUGACCAUCUCGAUGAGAAGUUUUCGAAAGAGACGGGGAACCCAGUCGGUGCUCACACUCAAAAGUAA
Molecule: messenger RNA, 228 nt
Organism: Pochonia chlamydosporia 170
Lineage: Eukaryota; Fungi; Ascomycota; Sordariomycetes; Hypocreales; Clavicipitaceae
Exons: 2
Coding region: 1-228 (75 amino acids)
Source: RefSeq, a predicted model, not a curated record